Messenger RNA from Hydatigera taeniaeformis, 207 nucleotides. The record is from the annotation of a GenBank genome assembly. Lineage: Eukaryota; Metazoa; Platyhelminthes; Cestoda; Cyclophyllidea; Taeniidae.
CAAACUUGUGAUGAGAAACCCGAGCGAUCGGCGAAGGCGCAAACGAAGAAGACGGAUAAGCAGCACAAAGGCGACCAGAAACAGGAUGAACCAGAUAGCCGAAGUCUAUUUGAUACCAAAUACCUUGCCGAGGUGUACCAAGACUUCUACCGCGAGCUGGCAAACGCCUACGCCGGGUUUAUAAAUGGCUUUAAAAAGUACAAGUGA